Messenger RNA from Planococcus citri (citrus mealybug), 7377 nucleotides. RefSeq names its product sevenless (gene sev). Gene Ontology annotation, cellular component: dendrite; plasma membrane. The record is from RefSeq and is a predicted model, not a curated record. Gene Ontology annotation, molecular function: ATP binding; transmembrane-ephrin receptor activity; protein binding. The transcript has 36 exons. Gene Ontology annotation, biological process: axon guidance; ephrin receptor signaling pathway; protein phosphorylation. Bases 230 to 7318 code for a protein of 2362 amino acids. NCBI's taxonomy places the organism in Eukaryota, Metazoa, Arthropoda, Insecta, Hemiptera, Pseudococcidae.
ACCGAUAAAUAGUGUCCAUGCGUAAGACAGGAUGUUAAGCAGGAUAGUAGGGAUUGUCGUAAUAUGUAUAUGUACAAUUAAAUUCACACGAGUUAUAGCUCGUUAAUACGGCGUAAGUUAAGAAUGAAACUGGACCAAGUUUUUCAAGUCGUUAUUCAACAAUACCCGCGCUAUGUUCGUUUCUCAUUUACGCUCUCGUCGAGUUUUCAAAUCGUGAAAAACUAUAACUAUGAUCAAAAAAGUAAUGUUCGUUUGUAUUCUUCACUGUUGUUACAGUUGGAAAAUAAGAUCGAAUGAAAUAGCCAUAAUACAAGAUUUAAAAACCAAAUGCACCUUGAUGUGCCCUUUUCAAAAAGAAACUGCUGAUUUGUAUGCUGACGAUAUCACUUGCGAAAUUAAUUGCAAGAUUCAACAUUGUGUAAAAGGCUGUAAUUUUUUGGACAAAGCUUUAGAAAACGAUUGCCUCAAUCUUUGUAAUAUUACAAAUAAAGCAGUAAAAACCAGCGAUUUAUUUUGUCUGAUUGGAUGUAAGCAAGGUCUGAAAGCGUACUUCGAUUCUAUCAAAAAUGAAAUUUCUGAUUUGCAUGCUCCAGCCCUUCUUGACCAUACACUAUCAACGACUUCUUUAUCUUUGGAAUGGAACGAGCCUAACUUAAUGAAUGAAAGUUUUGUAUUACAAUGUUGUAAUGUGGACUUAUCAAGUACUUGGCAAUUUUGUCAAAAUCAAUCGUGGAAUUCGAACACCGUUAGCGUCGAACAUUUACAACCUUACACCAAAUACCAAUUCAGAGUAGCCAUUCGUCUAACACCAGGAGAUUGGUACGAGAUUUACUCUUCUCCCAGUCCAAUAAUCGCAACAUUACCAGGAGGAUUACCGACUUCGCCUCCGAAAAUUCUGACAGCCACUGCGGUGGGUUCUAGUAUAAUUUCGGUGAUGUGGAAAGAGGGACAAUUCACAAAUGGGCCAAUAAUAUCGUAUAUUUUGCAAAUCAGCGAAUUACCUGUCGGGUAUGCAGGAGUAAAGGAUAUUAUCGCCUCAAAAAAUACCCACGCUUACAUGCUGCAGAAUCUACAACCGUCCAAAAAUUAUUCGAUUUCUAUAUCGGCCAGAAACACUGCAGGUUUAGGACCACCUGUAACUGUGGUUGUAACCACCAAUCCAGCUCAAGACAAAUCAAAAGAUAAAGUCAACUUGGUGAUAGCCACAGAACAUUCAGUCUACAGCAUUACUUCUGACAUUCAUGACGAACCAGUUCUUAUGUAUAAUACAACCCAUGUUAUAAAAGGGAUAGCCUUACACGUACAUCGAGAAUUAUUAUUCAUCAGCGAUUCAUCUGGGGCAGUCAUCGUCACCUCUUCGAAAGGCCUACUUACUCCUCAGGAAGUCGUAUCAUUGGGAUCUUCAAAGCCAUGUGCGUUGACCGCAGAUUGGUUGAAUGAUCACUUGUAUAUUCUAAGCGAGGUUAUACAUCCUUCUGGGUCAAUUGUUUAUCAAGUAGCGCGAUGCGGAUUAGAUGGAUCAAACCUUAUCGUAGUUAUUUCAGGAUUCAUUAUGAAACCACAUCAUAUAGAAGUUGAUCCUUAUAACGGGUAUCUGUUCUGGGUUGUUCGAGGAGUAGGUUUGUAUAGACUAGACUUGAUUGAUAUAAGCAGAGUAAUCAAUCACAAUGUAUCUCCAGAGCUCAUUUUGGAAGAUACAAAUCUGGGAGCUUUUUUGGUCAGUUACGAUUCAUUUAGAAUAAUCAUUCCGGUAUAUUCUCAAAAUAUCAUGAUCUCUACUUCACUGGAUGGACAAGAUAUCGAGAAAUUCCACGAAAAAGUUGAAGAACCAAGAUUCCAGAACGUCAUCAGUCUAGCAAUGAUGAACGGUUCGCUGUAUUGGACAAAUGGGGAACGCAUGUACAAAGAAGUGUGUGACAUUCAAAACAAAACAUUUACCCAAAAUAUUACUGACGAAUUAUCUAUGACCAACUGUAUAGCAGUAGUUGCAAAUACGCUGUACAGUCAACCAAUUCCAGUACCAUUGAAUCCGCCCACCAAUUUCCAGGCUAUUUUUGGUCACGAUAUAGCAAAAGUAUCAUGGGAUAAACCAUACAACUUGGCUGGGCAAGGAGAAGGUGCUUGGUCAGCAUGGACAUAUCGAUUAAUAGUAUUGAAUAAGAACGGAUCACAGUUAUUCGACUUCAGUGAUAUAAAAACUACACAAUUUACUGUCACUGGGUUAAAACCAGGAACCGAGUAUGUCCUCAAAGUGGCCGCAUAUACGUUUUCAGGAGAAGGCCCUUGGUCAGAAGAAUUCAGAGGCAAAACGAUCCAUCGCAAUACCUCUCUAUUAUGGUCCAAUGAUGACGGAUUGCUUCUGUCAGAUGUAACAGGUUACAGAGUAACUAAAAUAGAACCUGUCAAUUAUCUUGAUACUGAUAGUCAAUUUUUGAUCACUGAUAUUGACUGGUUUGAAGAUCAAGUUUAUGUAUCCACCAAUAAACAGCAGGUUUUUUGGUAUAAUUUGACCAGCAAUACUUUUGGAAGAAUUCAAGAUAUAAAUGCUGCUGACUGCAUAUCCAUCGAAUGGUUGGCGAAAAAACUUUAUUGGGGGAACACUAAAAAUAAAAUGAUAUUUAGGGCAAAUCUAAGUGGUACAAAACAAGAAAUAUUACCCAUUGUGGCAGCUGUUGAGUCCCUAUUUCUAGAUUCCCCAGCUGGGUAUCUGUAUUGGUCAACUAGAAAUACCAUUGAAGGAGCCUGUCUGGAUGGUACUCAGAAGAGAACAUUUUAUGUGUCAAGGAAUACUUAUGCUUUUCAAAUUGUUGGAUUAGCUCUGGACAUCAGAGGAUCUGAAUUAUACUGGAUUGAAAGAAGCUCGAUAAAUCCAAGACGAAACGCUUUAAUGAUCACUGACACCAAACAAAGUAUCCAAAGACACAAUAACGACUACUUGAUUGACAAAUUCAAUUUGAUCAAUCAGGAUGUAGCAGGUGGUUUAUGCUACAUAGAUCAACAUUUAGUCUGGGUGAGAUCUGAAGACAGAAGGGCCAUGGUUAGCGGUCUCAAUGGCACAACCACUGCUUUACUUCAAAGCGACAGCCUGUCCAAUUUAUUGACUUGCACAGCAAUGGAUCCAUUCAUCAGAACACCCCCUGAAAGUACAACAUCAGCAAAUAAACAACUGAAUGUUGUUCCAAAUGUAGUAUCGCGAUCAUCUAUUCGCGCCGAAGGACCAUUCCAUCUGUUCAACAUAUCAUGGGACCCCAUCACUGGUGUGAACUAUGGAAAAGUUUUCUAUCGUGUCAAGAUGAUAUUAAACGAAGAAGAAACAAUUAUGGACACAUCGGAUAGCUUUAUAACAGUUGGUAAUGCCAAAGCUCACGUUCCAUUGAAAAUCAUCAUACAAACGUGGACUCUCUGGGCUGCAUCUGAUCCAGUCAGAGUGAAUCUUCAUUCACCUACUUCAACUCCUUCAGCUCCGAUGAAUCCGAGAAUUUUUGUAAUGCAUAAGAAAAGACCUCAGUUCCAAGAUAAAGAGGUUCUGGCAUUAUUUCGAUGGUCACCCCCUCUAAAUCCCAAUGGCAUUAUUAAAAGAUACGAAUUAUCUUGCUCAGUCUUUCAUGGCAGCAGUAACACAACCAUGUGUUCAUCUAAUCAGAUCUCAGCCAAAACCUUGGAAUUCACAUUGCAAAAUUUGCCUAUAAACAAGACCUACUACUUUCAAGUUCGAGCAUGUACUGAAGCAGGUUGUGGUAACUGGAGUACAUCAGUAAAGACAAAUCUAAAAGAAGAAUUUCCUAUUCCUAAACUGCUCAUCACCACAAAAGAGGGUAUAAUCAAGAUGGACUAUGAUAGAAAAUCUUUUGGAAUCACCAUCACUGCUACAGAAAAUGCCAAGGAUACAGCUUAUGAUGCAGACAGAAACGCUUUGUUCUGGAUAGAAAGAAAAUCAUUGUGUGAAUCUCAUUUAGAUGCGCAUUUCACCAACACCAAAAAGCUCGCAACAUUGAAAAAUGAGGGAACUUUCCUGAGUUAUGAUUGGAUCGCAAAACAUUUAUUUUGGAUAGAAAGGAAUGGCUCCAGUUCCAUAAUAAAUAAUUUAGAUUUAAAUCGUAAUGAAGAUGAUCGACAUGCGAAUAUCUUGGUGCAACGCAACGCGGUCAUUGAAAAUAUCAUUGUAUCACCAAUGAACAGCAUGUUAUAUUGGGUAGAAGUCGAAGAACAACAAAGAGUCAGCACAUUAAUGAAAAGUUUCAUUGAUGGAUCAAAUGUCAAAGAAUUCUUCCACAAAGAGACAACAUUUUCCAAAAAUGAUGUAUCUUCAUCAUCCAUGUAUAACAGUGAAGAACAGGAAAUCUCCUGUAAUUGCACCAGGUCCAUAGUUGGAAAAGCAAUUGCCCUAUAUCCAUCGCUAAACAAUCAAUACAAAUUGCUCUGGUUGGAGGUUCCUUCAGGGUACAUUGUGUCAUCUGAUUUAGGGGGUUGUUCUUGCAGUAGAAUAGUAAAACCAGCAUCUGCUACAAAAAAUGGAGCACCUUUAUCAAUAACAGCGGAUUUCAAAAAAGUGUAUUGGUUGGAUAUGGAUGAGGUUACUUUAUAUUCGGCUUUUUUGAACGAACAUUCGUCUUCGAUAGAGAAAAUUUCCACCAGUAGAGCUAGUCAUCUGAAGAAAGUUCUAGCUUUUGGGUCUCAUCUGCAAUUAUUUCCAGAUUUCACAUGCUUAUGGCCGAGUUUAUUGCCUGGUAAAGCUCAGAUGGUGAAGGUUUCAUCGGAUGCGAUGACUUUGGGAUUACCUUUAGUAGAAAAAGAGACUCGAUGUAACAAUGUAUCAAUGGCUACUGUUGAGUACACCUUGUAUUAUGGAAUUAUUAACGACGAUGGUACUUCAAAUUGCACCUCAACGACAAAAUCUUGCUCUCAAGUGGUUACUUUCGAUAAGAUAAAAAAAGUGACUAAACUGAAACCAUAUACCCGAUACAUCUUUUUCGUUAGCGUUAACAAUUAUUACAGCCAAAUGAAAGGCAUAGAACCAGUGAUAAGUGAACCUAUUAUAUACAGAACUGCGCCAGGAGUACCAUCUCCUCCUCGCAACAUGAAAGCAGAGUCGAUAACUCCCUACACGGUUCUCGUUCGUUGGAGUCCUCCAGAACACUUGAAUGCUGCCGGAGCACGUUACUCUGUGUUUUGGUACACGAAAUACGAUAAUGAUACCGAAGAGGAGCGAGAAAACUUGCCGUAUAAACAAGUAGACACUUCUGUAACAUUGACAGGAUUGUUACCCAAUCAUAAUUACACAAUUUGGGUGAAGACAUUUCCGGUAACGACAGGAGGAUCGACAUCCUCAACGGGAUACUCGAUUAGCGAAAAUAUCACCAUUCAAACUUACCCAGAGCCAGGCAAUUUGACGCUGAUCAACGUGACAUCUUACCUACUGAAUAUUUCAUUACCUUCGGACUUGAUUGGAUUACGAUCUGAAGUUGAAUUCUUCGAUCAAGUAUCAAAAAAAUGGGAAACAGUAACGAAGAACAAUAAUAAUUUCGUCAUUCUCAGUGGCCUAUUCCCUUUAACUUUGUACAAAGUUAGAUUAAAAAUCUGGUAUUCAACCAUUCACCAAACAUCAUUUCUCUGGCUACCGAAUGGCUUUGAAUUUAAAACUUUGGGAGAUCGUCCCAGCACACCUGGUACCCCAGCUCUUCAACAUUCCAAAGAAGACCAAUACCAAAUUGUUUGGGAACCAUCGAAUAAUUAUGGAACCAGUGUCCAAACAUAUUCUUUGGAAGGAAAAUAUGCUCAAUCUGAGCAACCUCGUGAGGCAGAUCUUAUGGAUAAAUAUUCCAACUGGACUGUUUAUUAUAAUGGAACAGAUAAUUUCUGGACAGCGAUCGGCUUAAAACACAAUACCAAGUAUAUCUUCAGAGUACGAGCGAAAAACGAAUACGGUUGGAGCGCUUAUAGUGAAAUCAGCGAAGAAUCCGAAUUACCUAACAAAGUUUAUAAAUAUAUUUUCAUGAUGGCGAUUUUUUUAACCCUAUUCUGCAUAUUCGGAGUCACCACUCUAUUUUUCUUCUUACAACUAUAUCGACGUAAAUCGUCCAAAAGCAAAAGUGUGAACUUCGUGAAGAAUGGAAUAUUGACCAAAAUCUCCAACGGUGAUUUCGAAUUGGUUAAUUUACGCGAACUUCCUUCUGGCACAAAUUUCGUCAAGAAUAGCAACGUGCUGUACAUUCCUCAAAAUGACAACAAUUAUAAAAUUGACACCGAGUUUUCUGAAAUGCCUCGUAUACUUCGAGAACAAAUCACACUGACCAAGUUUUUAGGGAGUGGAGCUUUCGGCGAAGUAUACGAAGGUAAAGUUAAAAAUCUUCUUUACGAGAAUAUCGAAACCAAAGUCGCAAUAAAGGCGUUGAGGAAAAAUGCGACCGAGCAAGAGAAAAUAGAAUUUUUAAAAGAAGCAGAAUUAAUGAAUAAUUUCAAACACAAACAUAUUCUGCAAAUGCUCGGUAUUUGUAUCGAUAAUGAUCCUAAUUUCAUCAUCAUGGAGCUGAUGGAAGGAGGAGACUUGUUGAGUUAUCUUCGAUCUAAUCGAUCUCUAACGGUGGGAAGUUCCAAUUUAACAUUUUUAGAUUUGAUGGAUAUUUGUUGCGACGUAGCAAGUGGAUGUUGUUACCUAGAAGAAAUGCAUUUCGUGCAUAGAGAUUUAGCUUGCAGGAAUUGCCUGGUAUCUUCCAGAGAUCCUGCUCUUCGAAUCGUCAAAAUAGGCGAUUUUGGAUUAGCUCGUGAUAUUUAUAAAAAUGAUUACUAUCGUAAAGAAGGAGAAGGGUUACUUCCAGUCAGAUGGAUGGCUCCUGAAUCUUUAGUCGAUGGAGUAUUUACUCGACAUUCGGAUGUAUGGUCUUUUGGGGUCUUAUUAUGGGAGGUGAUGUCCUUGGGUCAACAGCCAUAUCAAGCAAGAAGUAAUGUGGAAGUUUUACAAUAUGUAAGAGCAGGAGGUAGACUAAGCUGCCCUGUGAACUGCCCUCCAAAAAUGUAUAAAUUAAUGGAAACUUGUUGGAAUUUCCAACCCAAAGAAAGACCUACGUUUAAAUAUUGUUUAAAAGAGCUAGAAGAAUUGAAAAAUGACUGUAACUCUAGUUUCGUCAACUUGAAUUAUACGACGUUAUUGCCAAUUACGAGUCAAAAAGAAGCAGAUGGCAAUAGUUUAGCAAAUAUGGAGGACGUACCCUCAGACACGCAGAAUAAAAAACCUUCCAAAACGAAAUCAAUUACCCCGGUAGAAGAAGUAGAAAACGACAGUUCAUUAGAAACACAAUUAUCGAAUUUGGAAAAACCGUAAAUAAAAAUCAUGAUUAUUUUUUAUACAAAAUCUUUUUUAAAUAAACAUUUUGAAAAAUA